Ciona intestinalis (vase tunicate) is the source of this 1895-nucleotide messenger RNA. RefSeq lists its product as uncharacterized. NCBI's taxonomy places the organism in Eukaryota, Metazoa, Chordata, Ascidiacea, Phlebobranchia, Cionidae. The record is from RefSeq and is a predicted model, not a curated record. Gene Ontology annotation, molecular function: protein binding.
CGGAAUAGUAGGGCUAAAUUCCCGCAACGCAACUAUUAUAACCCGAUCUCAGCAGUACAAUGUUAUGAUUUGAUUUUAACGUUAUAAAGUGUAGGGAGUGACGAUUUGCUUAGUUGGAAUGGAUCGUAGUGGUUUAAUUAACCAGGAAUUAAAAGAUGUCCAAAAAACACUGCUUUCUAAAGUGGAAGGUUGUGAAAUUAUAGGAUGCCAUCAAAAUUUGGUUUCUAUAAAAAUAACGAAAACCCCGCACAGAGUAUUGACUGUGUGCAUACAAUUCCCUCAAAAUUAUCCCGAUGAUAUAUUGCUGGUGGAAUUUAAAAGCAAAGUUAUGUCACCAGCGUUAGUGAAUCAUAUCGGACAAAUAUGUGACAAUGAACUCAAGAAACGUGUAGGAGAUAAGCAGGUGAUGAUUCUUUUAAAAUUUGUUCGGAAAUUUUUAGACGACAAUCCGUUACUUCCCUGUCGUGAUGAACUAACCAAGGUUAAAAAAGAACUUCUGGAGGAAGACAUCGACAUAAUGAAAAUGAAACAAAAACAAGGAACAAUAAGUAUUGCUGUGUGUAAAGAAAAUUAUCGUUUAAAGUUCACUGUUUCUGUACCUGAUGAAUAUCCAACAAAAUCUAUUGAAAUGACGAUGAAUGAAAACAACUUUCCUGCAGUGAUGGCGUAUUAUUUCAUAUCCCAAGCUAGAGAAUUUGCACGACAAGCCGUUGAACCUCCAUUAAAGAAAAACCCAAAGGCCCCACCAUUUCAACCAAGUCCUCAUGUUUUUAAAGUCAUGAAGUUUCUUAUAUCAUGUGGGAAGCGUUAUCCUGUAGAAAACUGCCCACUUUGUGGAAAACAAACUUUACCAAACAAUCCAUCAGAAGUUGUCUCUGAUAUGAAGGGAGAUAAUUAUGCUGAAAGAAUUUACUGCGGACAUUUAUUUCACCACGGAUGUUUAGACAAAUACAUGAAGACACCUCCGUUUGAGGAUGGAAAGAAAUGUCCAAACUGCAAGCAGAGAAUCUACCACGACAAAUGGAACAUAUCGCCCCGACUUGCAGAGGCCAGGUGGGCGCAUAAAGAAGCUCGGCAGCGAGAAUUAGACGAAGUGGUGGAUUUUCUUUCAUAGUAUUGGUUACGUGAGCAUUUAAAUUCACAUCAUAUGCACAAAUUUCAUGAUAUUUGCUACAGAGUGUGGCUUUUGUUGUUGUUAACAUAAAAUGCACAAGUUUCAGCGAUAGCUUAAGUUUUUUUUAUAUUUGUAGGUAAUGCAAACGUAUAGGUUAAUUGUCUUAUGGUAUAAAACUGGUCAUAACCUGAAAACUUUGUGUUUGUGGCAUACCAAAUAUUAAGAAACUGGCUAACCAUUCUGUAUUAGAAAAGGUUUGUAGUUUAUCCUAGCCAGUAACAUAACAUGACACCAUAUGCGUAAUGUUGUGGCAACUUGUGGGUGACUUGUUGGAUGUUACCCGUACUUUUACAUCUGAAAUAAAUGACCCAAACUAUAUUGCAUUUACCACAUUAAUCAAUGUGGUUCGCUAUGUUUGACAACUAUAGGUGUAACUGCAUUUUAGCAAGUUCACCUAGGAUUUUGUCCAGACUUUAAAAACGAUACAGCCACAGCAGUCAAAGAGCUUAAAACCCAUGUUAGAGCAUGUUGAAUUAAUUCUGGUCAACACUUAACAAUGAACAUUCGAUUAAAUCAUCAUAUAUCAUAAAACUGCCUAGCACAAGCUGCUUGGCCUCCCUCUUGAUAUUCCUCCAACGUCAACCAAUGUUCACGAAUCUCGUUAGUUUUCGACCAAUGCAAUCCCCCCUCACAUGAAUAUGUUAUCGGGCUGUAAAGUAUAUUGUGUUUAAUGUUUCGGAUAAUGGUUUGUUUGUUCUUAAGCAAUAUACAUCUGAAGAUU